UCAGUUACGAGCAACAUGCUGCAAAAAAUGAAUUCUUUUAUCGAGUCGCUGUGGGACGUUUCUCGCUUCGACGCCCACGUGACGACGGGCGACCACCGGUACGCCGGCACCGACUCGAGUGUCCACUUGCAGCUGGUGGACAAGUCAGGCGCCGAGUCCGAGGCCACGAGCCUGGACAGGUUAUUCGUCAACGACCACGAACGCGGCCAGACCCACUCGUACGGGCUCAAAUCCAAGGGGCUGCAGACGCCGCUGGACCAGCUCGAUCACAUCAUUAUCUGGAGAGGAGCCAGCAUUACAGGAGAUGACAAUUGGUUCCUCGACCGCAUCGAGAUCGAAGACAAAAAAGAAAGACAUCGGUACAUGUUCCCGGUGCAGCGGUGGAUCGAGGUGGAGCGGCGCUAUCACUUUUACGAAUUCGACGCGUUUCUGCCGCAAGACGACAGACAGCCGGAAAUUCGGUGCCUCGAGUUGGACCGCAAGAGGAAUUUGUAUCAAUUCAGGGAGACAAUCGAAAGGGGGCCCAGACAGAUUAAGGAAUUGCCUGACGAAGAAAAGUUCUCGGAAAAAUAUGAGUUUGAUUUGUUGACGCUGAAGGCGAAACUAAUAGCCAGGCAGUACCACCUAGAGUUCACAACUGAAGAAUGGGAUUCCCUGGAAGAUGUGAAAAAUAUCUACUUCCCAGAUAGCACAUUUUACAAACCGGAGUGCUCCGAAUAUUGGACCGAAGAUCGAUGGUUUGGGCUGCAGAGAGUGCAAGGGGUGAAUGCAGUUAUGAUUUCUCUCUGCACCCAAAUCCCAGCAAAGUUUGCUAUUGAGGAGGACAAAAUCGAGCCGUUUUUGGAGGGAAUCCCUUUGAAAGACGCCCUGCGGAGCAACAAAAUUUUCAUUGUGGAUUUCAAGAUUCUGGAUGGAGUUCCGUGCAGAGCGGAAAUUACGUCAAAGUUGGUUGCGCCGAUUGCUUUGUUUUACCUGAACAAACGGAACGAGCUCAUGCCGAUUGCGAUUCAGCUUUUCCAAGAGCCGUCUGGUGUUAAUCCGGUUUAUUAUCCCAGCGAUCCGCGUCUCACCUGGAUCAUGGCCAAAAUGUUUUUCAACAUGGCCGAUGCGCAAAUACACCAGGCUUGCACCCACCUGGGUUACACGCAUUUGUUGAUGGAAUCGUUGUGCGUUGCGGUUCACAGGCAUUUAUCGCCAUCACACCCCAUCUUCCGUCUCCUGGCGCCUCACUUUCUCUAUUUGCUGAUGAUCAACGCACGCGGCUUGGAAAGAAUAAUUUCACCCGGAGGAUGGGUAGAUAGCGUCAUGACCAUGGGCAGUCCAGGAAUGCAUGAGCUCAUCAGAAGAGGUUUUAGUCAGUGGCGUUUGGACGUCCAGGGCGACUUGGAAAAGGAUUUUGAGUCCAGAGGCGUGCUCGACCCCAAAAUCCUCCCUUACUACCCCUUCCGUGACGACGCGGUGCCGUUUUUCAACGUGAUUAAAAAUUACGUCAAGAACGUGGUCAAUUAUUACUACAACAGUCCUGAGAAACUCGAAGGAGACUUCGAGGUGCAGCGCUGGGUGAAAGAAAUGGCCACGUCGCAGGCGGAGGGCGGCCUUGGGAUGGCAGGAGUGCCAGAAAAAAUAGAGAGUCUCGAGCAGUUGGUGCAGAUCUGCAGCAUCGUCGUGGCUACGUGCAGCAUUGGCCACGCGGGCGCCAACUUUCAGCAGUACGACGUCUACGGCUUUGCGCCCAAUUACCCUGGACUCUUGAACAAAUUGCCACCGGAGACAAAAAGGGAAAUGACGGAACAGGAACUGGUUGCGUUUUUACCAAAUAAAACCGCGGCCCUCGACAUGAUGGUGUUAACAAAAAUUUUGAGCACAAAAGGAACGAAGAGCCUCGGCGACUUCGAGGUGCAGUACCUCUACGACCCUUGCGUCGUCCAAAUUACCAACGAGUUUCGUUUGGAAUUGAAGAAGCUGUCGCAAGAAAUCAAAGUGCGCAACAAGACGAGAGAGUUCAAAUACGGCUGGCUCGACCCUGAAAUCGUGCCCAACUCAAUCAGCAUUUAAUUUUUAAUGAAAAACAUGUAUGAUCCGAGUUUUGCGCGCUUUUUUGUUUAUAUAUAAUGACCCAUUUUUUACGAGAUAAAGACCGCCUAGACAAAAAUGCUUAAUAUCAUUGAAGGAAAAUUAAAAUUUAAUAUAAACCCAUUUUAAAUAAUUUUUAAUUGGAAAUUCUUUCGAGGAUUUGUUCUUCUUUCAUCUUAUAGUGUAUCGGAAUAGAGGAUAAAUUAAUAAACAAAAUAGUAAGUA
This is a messenger RNA of Cloeon dipterum, 2298 nucleotides long. Its product is annotated as allene oxide synthase-lipoxygenase protein-like. The transcript has 14 exons. Gene Ontology annotation, molecular function: iron ion binding; oxidoreductase activity, acting on single donors with incorporation of molecular oxygen, incorporation of two atoms of oxygen; protein binding. Lineage: Eukaryota; Metazoa; Arthropoda; Insecta; Ephemeroptera; Baetidae. Bases 16 to 2055 code for a protein of 679 amino acids. The record is from RefSeq and is a predicted model, not a curated record. Gene Ontology annotation, biological process: lipid oxidation.